Orycteropus afer afer is the source of this 2886-nucleotide messenger RNA. It is a transcript of the gene MIB2, whose product is annotated as MIB E3 ubiquitin protein ligase 2. Bases 1 to 2886 code for a protein of 961 amino acids. Gene Ontology annotation, molecular function: protein binding; zinc ion binding; ubiquitin-protein transferase activity. NCBI's taxonomy places the organism in Eukaryota, Metazoa, Chordata, Mammalia, Tubulidentata, Orycteropodidae. Gene Ontology annotation, cellular component: cytoplasm. Gene Ontology annotation, biological process: protein ubiquitination. The record is from RefSeq and is a predicted model, not a curated record. The transcript has 18 exons.
AUGGACCCAGACCCCCAGGCUGGUGUGCAGGUGGGCAUGCGCGUGGUGCGUGGCAUGGACUGGAAGUGGGGCCAUCAGGAUGGUGGUGAGGGCGGCGUGGGCACAGUGGUGGAGCUCGGCCGGCAUGGCAGCCCCUCGACCCCCGACCGCACAGUCGUCGUGCAGUGGGACCAUGGCACCCGCACCAACUACCGCGCUGGCUACCAGGGCGCCCACGACUUACUGCUCUAUGACAACGCCCAGAUCGGUGUUCGUCAUCCCAACAUCAUCUGUGAUUGCUGCAAGAAGCACGGGCUGCGGGGCAUGCGUUGGAAGUGCCGAGUGUGCUUUGACUACGACCUGUGCACACAGUGCUACAUGCACAACAAGCAUGACCUCACCCAUGCCUUCGAGCGCUACGAGACAGCCCACUCACGGCCCAUCACACUGAGUCCCCGGCAGAAUCUCUCAAGGAUCCCACUGAGGGGCAUCUUCCAGGGGGCAAAGGUGGUUCGGGGCCCUGACUGGGAGUGGGGCUCUCAAGACGGAGGGGAAGGGAAGGCAGGCCGUGUGGUGGAUAUCCGUGGCUGGGAUGUGGAAACAGGCCGGAGUGUGGCCAGUGUGACAUGGGCUGAUGGCACCACCAACGUAUACCGUGUAGGCCACAAGGGCAAGGUGGACCUCAAGUGUGUGGGCGAGGCAGCUGGUGGUUUCUACUACAAGGAGCACCUCCCACGGCUUGGUAAGCCAGCAGAGCUGCAGCGGAGGGUGAGUGCAGAUGGCCCACCCUUCCAGCAUGGAGACAAAGUCAAGUGCCUGCUGGACACAGAUGUGCUGAGAGAGAUGCAGGAGGGUCAUGGCGGGUGGAACCCCAGGAUGGCUGAGUUUAUCGGACAGACGGGCACUGUGCACCGCAUCACGGACCGUGGGGAUGUGCGCGUGCAGUUCAGCAAUGAGACCCGCUGGACCUUCCACCCCGGGGCGCUCAUCAAGCACAACUCCUUCUGGGUGGGCGAUGUGGUCCGGGUCAUCGAUGAUCUUGACACGGUGAAGCGGUUGCAGGCCGGGCACGGCGAGUGGACAGAUGACAUGGCCCCCGCCCUGGGCCGCGUUGGGAAGGUGGUGAAGGUGUUUGGGGACGGGAACCUGCGUGUGGCGGUUGGCGGCCAGUUGUGGACCUUCAGCCCCUCCUGCUUGGUGGCCUACCGACCUGAGGAAGAUGCCAAUCUGGAUGUGGCUGAGCGUGCCCGAGAGAACAAAAGUUCCCUGAGCGUUGCCCUGGAUAAGCUGCGGGCCCAGAAGGGUGACCCAGAGCACCCAGGGAGACUUGUGGUAGAGGUGGCACUGGGCAACGCAGCCCGGGCGCUGGACCUGCUGCGGCGGCACCCAGAGCAGGUGGAUACCAAGAGCCAGGGCAGGACCGCCCUGCAGGUGGCCUCCUACCUGGGCCAGGUGGAGCUGGUGCGGCUGCUGCUGCAGGCACAGGCAGGCGUGGACGUGCCAGAUGACGAGGGUAGCAUGGCGCUACACUAUGCAGCCCUGGGGAACCAGCCAGAGGUUGCCAGGGUGCUUCUGAGCGCAGGCUGCAAUGUUGAUGCCCUCAACAGCUCUCGGAGCGCGGCCCUGCACGUGGCAGUGCAGAGGGGCUUCCUGGAGGUGGUGCGUGUGCUGUGCGAACGUGGUUGCGAUGUCAAUUUGCCCGAUGCCCAUGCUGACACACCCCUGCACUGUGCCAUCUCAGCGGGCGCUGGCGCCAGCGGCAUCGUUGAGAUCCUUACCGAGGUGCCAGGCAUCGAUGUCACCGCCACCAACAGCCAGGGCUUCACACUGCUACACCAUGCCUCACUCAAGGGCCAUGCACUAGCUGUCCGGAAGAUUUUGGCACGGGCCCGGCAGCUGGUGGAUGCCAGGAAGGAGGAUGGCUUCACAGCACUGCACCUAGCUGCCCUCAACAACCACCGUGACGUGGCCCAGAUCCUUGUCCAAGAGGGCCGCUGUGAUGUGAACCUGCGCAACCGGAAGCUCCAGUCUCCGCUGCACCUGGCUGUGCAGCAAGCCCAUGUGGGGCUGGUGCCACUGCUGGUGGAUGCCGGCUGCAGUGUCAACGCUGAGGAUGAGGAUGGAGACACUGCCCUGCAUGUGGCACUGCAGCGGCACCAAUUGUUGCCCCUGGCGGCUGACGGGGCCGGGGGGGACCCAGGGCCCAUGCAGCUGCUGUCCAGGCUGCAGGCCUCGGGCCUCCCAGGCAGCAUGGAGCUGACAGUGGGCACGGCCAUCGCUUGCUUCCUGGCGCUGGAGGGCGCUGAUGUGAGCUAUGCCAACCACCGUGGCCGAAGCCCGCUGGACCUGGCCGCUGAGGGCCACGUGCUCAAGGCCCUGCAGGGCUGCGCCCAGCGCUUCCGGGAGCGGCAGGCGGCAGAGAGCUGUGGAGGUGGGGGCGCAGCAAGUGCUCGGCAUGUGCUUAGCACCCCCAACACGGUGACCAAUCUGCACGUGGCGGCAGCAACAGCAUCGGGGCCUGAGGCUGCCGAAUGCCUAGUGUGCUCCGAGCUGGCGCUGCUAGUACUCUUCUCACCGUGCCAGCACCGCACUGUGUGCGAGGAGUGCGCUCGCCGCAUGAAGAAGUGCAUCAGGUGCCAGGUGGCCAUCAGCAAGAAACUGCGUCCAGACGGUACGGAGGUGUCAAGCGCUCCGCUUGUGCCUGGCCCACCACGACAGCUGGUGGAGGAGCUGCAGAGUCGUUACAGGCAAAUGGAGGAGCGUAUCACCUGUCCCAUCUGCAUCGACAGCCACAUCCGCCUCGUGUUCCAGUGCGGCCACGGCGCGUGCGCGCCCUGCGGCGCGGCUCUCAGCGCCUGCCCCAUCUGCCGCCAGCCGGUGCGCGACCGCAUCCAGAUCUUCGUGUGA